GAAAGGGGAAAGGUCGUCUGAAAACAUGGCUGCUCCCCUGGAUGACAUGUUCUCCCUCUGCGUGGACCCCGGCAAAGUUGCCAGCAGCGUGGAUGUCAGAUUUAUAGACAAUAUCAAGGGCAAGGGUCUGUUCGCUAAAAGAAGCAUCAAGAAGGGAGAACCCAUUUUCAUUGAACGGCCUCUGGUCUCUUCUCAGUUCCUGUGGAAUACUUUGUACAAAUAUAAAGCAUGUGAGUACUGCUUGCGUGCUCUGGAGACGGCCGAGGAGAAUGCGAGGAGGCUCAGCGGCAUCCCUGGACUCAGCCUUCCUUACCCCGAGCUCUGCCGUGUCCGAUCAGAGCUGCACCAAGCCUGCCCUCAGUGUCAGGUGAUGUACUGCAGCAGCGAGUGUCGGCAAGCGGCCGCAGAUCAGUACCAUCGGGUUCUGUGUCAGGGUACAUCCCAAGAAGAUCCAGACCACCCCAUUAACAAGCUUAAAGAGGCAUGGAGGAGUAUGCAUUAUCCCCCAGAGACCUCCAGCAUUAUGCUCAUGGCCAGAAUGGUAGCUAUUGUCAAACAGGCUAAAGACAAAGCACAUUGGCAGAAGCUGUUUUCACACUUCUGCAGCCGGACAGCAAACGAGGAAGAGGAGAUCGCCCAUAAGCUCCUGGGGGAGAAGUUCAGAGGGCAGUUGGCCUUGCUACACAGCCUUUUUAAAGCAGCACUUUAUGAUGAACAUCUGAGUCGGUGGUUUGUUCCUGAGGGUUUCCGCUCUCUGUUCGCUCUGGUGGGAACUAACGGGCAAGGCAUUGGCACUAGCUCCCUGAGUCAGUGGGUUCAUGCCUGUGAUGCAUUACAGCUUCGUGCCCAGCAGAGGGAGCAGUUGGACUCCUUUAUUGACCAGCUGUACAAGGACAUCGAGAAAGAAACGGGAGACUUUCUGAACUGUGAGGGCUCUGGACUUUUUCUGCUUCAAAGCUCAUGUAACCACAGCUGCAUACCCAACGCAGAGGCGUCCUUCCCCGACAACAAUUUCCUGCUUCACCUCAGUGCCCUUAGUGACAUCAACCCAGGAGAGGAGAUCUGCAUCAGUUAUUUGGAUUGCUGUCAGCGGGACCGAAGCCGUCAUAGCAGACACAAAGUUCUGAGGGAGAACUACCUGUUUGUCUGCUCGUGUCCAAAGUGCGUCUCCCAGAUGGACGAGCUGGAUGUGACAUCAGAGGAAGAGGAGGAGGAAGAAGGCGAGGCGGAAGGUGAAACAGAGGGAGAUGAGAUGGAAGAUGAGAUGACAGAUGUCUGAUGAAAGACUUGCCCAUAUUGUUCUCUGCUGUUCCCAUUCCUGCCACCACACUAUAGAGAACAUGAAGCCCAGAAGAAUAAAGACCGAUUGAAAUCAUGAGCUGCAUAUCAUCCAGAAUUGUUGGCAUUAGUCGUGUGGAAAAAAACGUCUUAUUACCAAAACAUUUCACCUUUUCUUUUCUUUUGCAGUGUCAGGGAUCAGCCACAGAAAGUGCUUAAGUGCUUAAGCUUUACUCCAGCACACUGGAUUUUACAUGAAAAAGAGAAUGACUUAGUUAAAGUGCUGACUUUUAGCUUAUAGCAGCUAUAAUUCAUAUUUUUUAUAUAUUAACAACAAAUCACAUUACUACUUGUAUUUGAAAGGGGGUCGCACGUAAUGUCAAACCCACAGAGGUACAUACAGAGUUGCAUCCAACCCUGCAGGUCCUCUCAGCUUUACACUGCUUUUAGUGUCUUUUAACUCAUUGUUUUGGUUCAUUCUCACCGCUCUCAUCAGUAUUGUUACUAGUUGCAGAAGGCAGCUAUUUUCAGGGAACAAGCUGUAAAAAAAAAAAAAAAAGUACUCUACCUGCUCAGCAAACAGACAAAGUUAGCAAGUAGUUGGGGAACAAAGUGGAGCAUUUUGCAGCUAAAGAACCAUAUCUUUACCUCAGAGUUGGAUUUUUAUUCAUCAGGUUGACACAAAUAUAAAUAAAUUCAAUGCCAAUGUUGGUACGUGUCUGUCAAAUGUGCAAAUUGGCACACCUUUGCAUGUUAACACAUUUGUCACAUCAACAGGGUACACAAUAGUCUUUAAGCACCAAUAUUGGGCAUACAGUCAAGGAAUCAUAGACCUUUUGACUGUAGAAAAAGAUUAAAAUUUCGACAAAGUUAAUCAGAUUUGCCCUAAUAUUAGUGCUUGUCUCCAUAGUUACAGUUUCAUUUAAAAUUCAAUGUGCAGGAGUACAGAGACAAAAAAAUAACUCUCUUAAUUCUGACUGCACUGUGUUGAACCUCCAGGUCUGCAAAAUGCAACUCAUAAGAAUACUUUUUGUUUGUUCCUGACAACUUCAAAAGUAAAGCAUAGAGAUUCAACAAAGAACAGUUGGUGUCCAGGUGUUUUCUCCACGUAUUAAAAGUUUCUUUCAACGUUAAGCAUACUGUAUUGAAGAGGCUUCUAAUUUAUAUUCUGUUGUAAUUACAUUCCUGUCAUAUAGGAGGCAUCCUGCUAGUGAAAUAUUGUUUGGUUUUCAUACCAUGAUAUAUGGGGUUAAGUUAAACCUUAUUUAAUGUAUUAUGGAGACCUUGAGUGGAAAAUUGCUUUGUCGGUAACUGUUUGCCCUUUGUUGAGAACUGUAUUUCAACCGCGGUUCCACAUGAGUGAAAUUGCUGCUGCCCACACAUGAAUCAAUAUUACAAGAAUGACUGUAAUCACAAAUACCAAUAUUUUCAGUUACUUGACAAUGAUUGGAAGUAUUGAGUGAGUAAUCCCAAAAUGUUCAGUUAACAUUCAGCACAGUGGCACAAAACAGCUUUGUAAGUCACACAAGUAUAAUUUAAAUAUUAUAACAGCAGCAAACAGGAUCCUAGCAGUUGUCAUUUUUAC
This is a messenger RNA of Scomber scombrus (Atlantic mackerel), 2863 nucleotides long. It is a transcript of the gene smyd5, whose product is annotated as SMYD family member 5. The transcript has 13 exons. NCBI's taxonomy places the organism in Eukaryota, Metazoa, Chordata, Actinopteri, Scombriformes, Scombridae. The record is from RefSeq and is a predicted model, not a curated record. Bases 26 to 1279 code for a protein of 417 amino acids. Gene Ontology annotation, molecular function: histone H4K20 methyltransferase activity; protein binding.